AUAACUGUAAACUUGUAUCUCACACACCUCACUAUGUUUGUAAACUCUUUGUUUCCCAGUUGAGACUGUUGGUUGAGACCGAAUAUAUUACGUAAUAGUACACGAAAAUAUAUAGGCAACUCGUGAUUUAAAUUCAUCAUUUCCGAGUCAGCAUUUCUGCUUUGGGACAAACUCAUAUUCGUCCAGAGUUGAGUCCUAACCUAAAAGUAUUGUAAACCCAAUUGCUGAUGUAACUCUAAAUUCUAUUUAAAUAAUUCUCAAUUUCUGACUACAAAAAAUGACGAACAGCGAAAAUAAAGGGGAAAACAAAAAUGCUUCGACGGACAAUAGUGCAAAAAGUGAAAAUGCAUCAUCGGCAGAACCAAAAUUUCCACCGGGUGAAGAGAAAUGGGGUUACGAUCUUUAUCCGGAAAGGCGCGGUGAAAGACAUCGAACGAAUUGGGUCCGCGCGUUUUUCAUGCUCGAAGGACGCGAUGCCAUGCAAAAAGUACGAUGCGAAAAAAAUGUUUACGAAUGUGUAAGGUCCAGUACACACAUUUGUUUUUAUUUUACAGGUCCAUUGGUUAAACUUAUGAUGGGAGCUCUUAAAAGCUCAGGAUGUGAAAUAAACAUAAGACGUCACAUAGUCUGCGAAUUCUGCUCUGAAUCUGUAAGUGGAGGAUACGAUCCUGAACUGAAUCAGAUAGUCGUAUGCCAAAAUACGUCAAAGUCAAAGGGGAUAGUUCAAGGCGUUUUGACACACGAGAUGAUUCACAUGUUUGAUUUUUGUCGAUACAAUUUGGACUUCAAAAAUAUUGACCACUUGGCAUGUACGGAAAUACGAGCAGCGAAUCUGACUCAUUGCAGUUUUCUCAGCGCUGUAACUCGAGGGGAUGCAGCUUUUUGGAACAUCAAAGGAAGACAGCAGGAAUGUGUGAAAAACAAAGCUGUGCACUCGGUAAUGUCAGUGAGAAAUAUAACGUACGAACAAGCUCGAGAAGCAGUAGAUCGAACCUUUCCAAAGUGUUAUCCGGAUAUGGAGCCAAUUGGUCGACGUUUACGACCUCGAUCAACCGAUGUUUACAAAGCUUAUUACGAAGCUCCACUUUAUGGUUACGACUAUUAAGCACUCAUCCAAUGUAGCUCAAAGAUAAAGUCACAACAAUUGUUUCAACAAUCUA
Venturia canescens is the source of this 1160-nucleotide messenger RNA. Its product is annotated as mitochondrial inner membrane protease ATP23 homolog. The coding region runs from base 278 to 1105 and encodes 275 amino acids. Gene Ontology annotation, molecular function: metalloendopeptidase activity. NCBI's taxonomy places the organism in Eukaryota, Metazoa, Arthropoda, Insecta, Hymenoptera, Ichneumonidae. The transcript is spliced from 5 exons. Gene Ontology annotation, biological process: mitochondrial protein processing; mitochondrial proton-transporting ATP synthase complex assembly. The record is from RefSeq and is a predicted model, not a curated record.